UAACAUUCUCAAUAUCCAAGAUGGCAGAAAGCGACAUUGGUGCGUUAUCAUGUGAACCGAUGUAAUGAUGUUUUCUUGAAAUUUUUCGUCGCGAGUGGAUAUUAAAAUUGUGUAUCAGUGAAUUGUGACCAAUUAAACCAUGGCGGACUUAAAAUCACCGCCGUAUAGUGACAUUAAAAGACCUGAGGAGGUCGUCAGGAUGACGACGAACGACAGCCUGAAAUUUGCAGUUCUUAUCGGGCUGAUUGAAGUCGGACAGGUAACCAACCGAGAGGUGGUCAACACCGUCCUUCACCUGCUGGUGGGUGGCGAGUUCGACAUGGAGCUGAACUUCGUGAUCCAGGACGCGCAGAACAUCCAGCACAUGCUGGAACUGCUGGACCACUGCCCGCCCAGCCUGCAGGCGGAGAUAUGGUCGGUGUUCAUCGCGAUCCUGCGCAAGAGCGUACGCAACCUGCAGGCUUGCACGGACGUGGGCCUCAUCCACCACGUGCUGCAGCGGCUGCCGCGGGCGGAGACCGUCGUAGCGGAUCUGCUGAUAGAGAUGCUGGGAGUGCUCGCGAGCUACAGCGUCACAGUCAAAGAGCUCAAGCAGCUGUUCAACGCCAUGAAAGCUGUCAACGGUAAAUGGCCGCGGCACUCCGCGAAGCUGCUCAACGUUCUCCGACAGAUGCCGCAUCGGAACGGGCCCGAUGUUUUCUUCAGCUUCCCCGGCAGAAAAGGAUCGGCGAUAGUGCUGCCGCCCCUGGCUAGGUGGCCGUACGAGAGCGGGUUCACAUUCACCACGUGGUUUCGGCUCGACCCCAUCAACUCUGUCAACAUUGAGCGGGAGAAGCCAUACUUGUAUUGCUUCAAGACGAGCAAAGGCGUGGGCUACACGGCGCACUUCGUGGGCAACUGUCUGGUGCUGACGUCCAUGAAGGUGCGGGGGAAGGGGUUCCAGCACUGCGUCAAAUACGAGUUCCAGCCCAGGCGAUGGUACGCGAUAGCGGUGGUGUACAUCUACAACAGGUGGACGAAGAGCGAGAUCAAGUGUCUGGUGAACGGGCAGCUCGCAUCCAGCACUGAAAUGGCGUGGUUCGUCUCCACUAACGAUCCUUUCGACAAAUGCUACAUCGGUGCCACCGCGGAGCUGGACGAGGAGCGAGUGUUCUGCGGUCAGAUGGCAGCAAUCUAUUUAUUCGGGGAAGCGCUCACGACGCACCAGAUCUGCGCCAUGCACCGAUUGGGACCUGGUUAUAAGAGUCAGUUCCGAUUCGACAACGAAUGCAACAUCAGUUUGCCGGAGAAUCACAAAAGGGUGAGCGAGACGAACGCUCCCAAGCUUGAUGCAGAAAUACCUUCCCUUACCUUACCAGACGUCCACGAAAUAACCGAGAACCGAGAUCCAGAAACCCAUGAUCCCGAAUCCCAGUCUCCCGAACCCGCUUCGCAAGAUGAAGAUACUAAGGCGACAGAAACGGAAGAAGCUUCAGUAGUUUUUAAAGAAGAUUCUACGCCUCGAGGGCGCCGAAUGGCCGACGAGGCGCGCGAAGUCGCCGCAGCGCAUGCUACCCUGCUCGUAGAUAUUGAAGCAUGCAAGCGUGUACUCUACGACGGCAAGUUGUCGUCUGGAAUAGUGUUUAUGUACAACCCAGUGGCGACCGACGGCCAGCUGUGUCUACAGUCUGCACCCAAAGGCAACGUGUCAUAUUUCGUGCACACGCCGCAUGCACUGAUGCUACAGGAAGUAAAAGCGGUAGUGACACAUUCAAUACACAGCGCGCUCAACUCUAUAGGCGGCGUGCAGGUGCUGUUCCCCUUGUUCGCGCAACUCGACUUACCGCAUGAUGCUCCAGCGACCGACCCCAAACGAGACCCCAUGCUUUGCUCAAAACUCCUCGGCUUCGUGUGCUCCCUGGUAGAAUCCUGCAGCACGGUACAACAGCACAUGCUGCAAUGUCGAGGCUUCCUAGUAAUAUCGCACAUGCUACAACGAUGCGGCAGGGACCACCUUACGCCGGACACGCUCGCUUCGUUCUUACAUUUGACUAAACACCUUGUGACUUGCUGCUCUCCUAAUUCUGAUCUGCUAUUGAAACAGUCUUUUUGCGAAUCCUUCCUCACAUGGCAGCUCUUGGACCACAUACUCUUCAACCCUGCGCUAUGGAUCCACACACCUGCCGCUGUUCAGGCGAGGCUAUACUGCUACUUGGCGACGGAUUUCCUUGCCGAUGCACACAUAUACGGCAGUGUCAGACGAGUCAGCACGGUGCUGCAGACAGUACACACAUUGAAGUAUUACUAUUGGGUUGUGAAUCCGAGGACGAAGAGUGGGAUUAUUCCUAAAGGAAUGGAAGGACCGCGACCGGCCCACAAAGACAUUUUGACGAUCAGGGCGUACAUCUUGCUGUUCUUGAAACAACUCAUCAUGAUUGGCAACGGUGUGAAGGAGGACGAGUUACAGUCGAUACUCAACUAUUUGACCACUAUGCACGAGGAUGAAAACCUACACGACGUGUUGCAAAUGUUGAUCUCCCUGAUGUCGGAACACCCCAGCUCUAUGGUACCGGCGUUUGAUGGAAAAGGUGGUGUGCGGACUAUCUUCAAACUCCUCGCUUCAGAGAGCCAGUUGAUAAGAUUGCAGGCGUUGAAACUUCUGGGUUUCUUUCUAAGCAGAAGUACACACAAAAGAAAAUACGACGUGAUGUCGCCCCACAACCUGUACACGCUGCUGGCGACGCGGCUGAGCGCGAGCGGCGAGGCGCUGGCGCUGCCGGUGUACAACGCGCUGUACGAGCUGCUCACCGAGCACGUGGGCCAGCAGAUCCUGUACACCAGCCACCCGGAGCCGCAGCCGCACUUUCGCCUGGAGAACCCGAUGAUUCUGAAAGUCGUCGCCACUUUGAUCCGCCAGUCAAAACAAACAGAGCAACUGUUAGAAGUCAAGAAGCUUUUUUUAUCCGACAUGACGCUACUGUGCAGCAAUAAUCGAGAAAAUCGACGGACUGUCCUACAAAUGUCCGUGUGGCAAGAGUGGCUUAUAGCCAUGGCGUAUAUACAUCCAAAGAACGCAGAGGAACAGAAGAUAUCCGAUAUGGUGUAUUCGUUAUUCAGAAUGUUACUACACCAUGCCAUUAAACACGAGUAUGGUGGGUGGCGCGUCUGGGUCGACACCUUGGCGAUUGUGCAUUCAAAGGUCUCGUACGAAGAAUUCAAACUACAGUUUGCUCAAAUGUAUGAACAUUAUGAGCAAAGGCGAGCUGAUAACAUCACGGACCCAGCGGAAAGACAACAGCGUCCCAUUUCCACCAUAUCCGGUUGGGACAGACAUACGGACGGACAAGUCAAGUCCAGAGUUCUACCAGACACUGACGAUAGUGUCGACAGUACCCCCGUAUCUAUUAGAAAGUCUAACGUACUUAACCACGGAGCUCAAACUGAAAUAGGUAAAGGGUUAUCUCUUAGAGAAGUUGAGUCGUGUCGAUGUAAAAAGUCUAGUGAAAGUACAGAAGAUAGUCGGACUACAGUAGUGUAUAGUGAAGUGUGUAAAGUGCAUAGUCCCGCCAAAACUGUUACAGUUAAUACCGAAGUGCCCUGCGAUGAAGGUUGUGAUAGUAGUAAUACUGAAGUCGAACACGCCAUCGACGAAGAAGCUAUCGAGCAAAAUAUGCUCAAUGCGAAUACCGAGUUAAUCCAAUCAAUUAUUGAAACUAAACUUCUAGAAAGUACUGAAUCUGGAACUGGAACGAUUGAACUUGAUUCUGUGAAACUUGACAAACCCUUGUCGCGACAAGGUAGCUUAGAUUACAUUCCUGUUAGAGAUGUGGGUGAUAAUUUAUUAAAAGACGAUAAUACUGAUAGAAGCGAAGGCCUCCCUUCUAGUCUAUCUGUAAGUGAAACAGCUAGUCCAGAAAGAAUCGCUGAUGCAUUAAAUAUAGUCACUGAAAGAGAAUCUGAACUAUCAGAUCCGUCCGAAUUAUAUUUGACUCCGAGUGAAGCGACUAGUCCCAAAAAAAUACAAGAUAAGACAGAUUCUAGCAUACCAGAUGAUUUCGCGGAUGGCAUUCCAGACGAAUCAACGGAUGACCCGAAACAUAUUGCUAUUAAUAUAGUUAAUGACGUACUGACAGUUGCUUUAGAGACUGUUAGAUUAAAAACAGACGAUGACACAGAUUCAGGUGCCAUUUCGGGAGGUAUUCCUUCAGAAGGAAAUACGCCUAAUGGAAGAGAGGAUCUUGAACAAGAUAUUGAAGAUAUUUUAGACCAAAAACAAGCUGCAGAGAAUAUUGCUAAUGAGAUAGUUAUGGAUAUUUUAGCUUCAGUCGUCUGUAGAACUGAAGAAGUUAUAGAACCAGAUAGUUUACAUAGUCCAGAACGAGUAAUUCCUUCAGCUCAUCCUCAUGAAGGUAACGUAUUACCUCUUGAUGGUGAAUUUAUAGUUCCUUCAAAAGAAGAAUCGAAUAACGAAUUUGCAGCUAUAGAAGUUUUAAAUGACGAAAAUGCCAAAAAUGAAAGCCAAAGAAUAGAAACGAAUACACCGGAGGAGCCUAAAACGCCAGAAAUCCCUCCGAUAUCGACGAUUAGUGAAAAUAUUUCCUUAGGAAAUAAAAAGCAACAAGAACGCGACGAGGAAAGGGUUGGUGAGAGUGAUAGAGACAAAAGAAGAGUAAGUUUACCGGGCGGUAGUGAGAUGAAACAGGACAGCAGCAGAGAAGGUGUGUCCUCACAAGGAACGAACACGUCGAAGUCGCCAAAGCGACCUCGCAGUGCCUCCACAAGCACGCAAGUGGAUUCUAAUCAUUUCGAAACGAAGCGUCCGUCUAAAUGCAGUCGGCCGAUGUUCUCGCCGGGACCGACGCGCCCUCCGUUCCGCAUACCGGAGUUCCGCUGGUCGUACAUACACCAGCGGCUGCUGUCUGAUGUGCUGUUCUCAUUAGAGACAGACAUACAGGUGUGGCGGAGCCAUUCGACCAAGUCCGUGAUAGACUUCGUGAACAGCAGCGAGAAUGCGAUAUUUGUUGUAAACACGGUUCAUUUGAUAAGUCAACUUGCUGACAACUUGAUCAUCGCCUGCGGUGGAUUGUUGCCCUUGCUUGCUUCUGCCACAUCGCCUAAUAACGAAUUGGACGUGAUCGAACCUACUCAAGGCAUGCCGGUAGAAGUGGCAGUUACAUUCCUACAGAGGCUAGUGUCUAUGGCCGAUGUUCUGAUCUUCGCGAGCGCUUUGAAUUUUGCCGAAUUGGAGGCGGAGAAGAAUAUGUCUAGCGGAGGGAUUCUGAGACAGUGCUUACGAUUGGUGUGCACGUGCGCCGUGCGAAAUUGUCUCGAGUGUAAAGAGCGACAACGAUGCGCCGCCGCGAGAAACAACCGGAACGAUUCACCUUCGCCCAAGAGCGUGGUGGCCAGUCUAGCAGAUGCUUCGAGUCCAGUAAAAGACCCGGAGAGACUUCUUCAAGACAUGGACGUGAAUAGGCUCCGCGCUGUCAUUUACAGAGAUGUUGAGGAGACGAAGCAAGCACAGUUCCUAUCGCUCGCGAUAGUAUACUUCAUAUCGGUGCUGAUGGUGUCAAAGUACCGCGACAUAUUAGAGCCGCCCGCGCACACGCAACAAGAGUGCGCGCGGAGAGUCCACCAUUCUCAUGAACACCACGAACACAACGGUGAUGACGUGGAGUAUGCCAUGAUCGUAGUGGACGAAAAUAACUCUACGAUAAAUGAGCUUGACUCCCCUUCUAUGAAGGAUGGGACGGAAGAGGGCGUCGCUAAGAUUGAGACCACGACUGACGAGGUGAAACCCAAUGCCGGGGACAAGCCGAAGGUGGCGGAACUGGCCCUCACGCCGUGCUCUGAGAAAGAGGAGCCGCUGUUCAAAUCGAGUCUUCGAGUGAAGACUCAGCCCAAACAGAAGCCUCCCAGCGCAAGGUCCAAAACACUGUCGGGGAUAACGGUCUCUGUCGUGAACCUGAGCGUGGACUCGAUAGAAGACGCGGGCUCCUUCCACCUCAACUCCACGGAAACUACAAACAAUGACCCCGAGACGUCUAGCGAGAUUGCUCUAGAUGACAAUAAACAUCCUGUAAGCAAUGAUGAAUCAUGGACGGACGUGAACCUAAACGAGGACGGCGAACGAGGGCCCGCCACAAUCACGGGUCGGACGAGAGAUCACGAAGAUAUAGACAAACAAAUUCACAUGAGAAAUACAGAACAUCACCACAUAUCUCAGCGUCACCAGAACAGAAGUUUACAAACUGCACAACGACAUUUACAUCCGGACAAUGAAACCCUCGCCGGGCUCACCAUGAACGCAUCAAUGUCCGCGGAGGGCGUGUCCCGGGAAGCGUCCCUCACGCACAAGCUGGAGACGGCGCUGGGUCCGGUCUGUCCGCUGCUGAGGGAGAUCAUGCUGGACUUCGCGCCUUUCCUUUCCAAAACUCUUGUCGGAAGCCAUGGACAGGAAUUACUGAUGGAGGGUCUCCAAACCUUCAAAUCCAGCACCUCAGUGGUGGAGCUGGUCAUGCUGCUCUGCUCCCAGGAGUGGCAGAACUCUCUCCAGAAGCACGCGGGGCUGGCCUUCAUUGAGCUCAUCAACGAAGGCCGGUUGCUAUCGCACGCCAUGAGAGACCACAUCGUGAGGGUGGCCAAUGAGGCGGAGUUCAUACUGAACAGGAUGAGGGCGGAUGAUGUGCUGAAACAUGCUGACUUUGAGUGUCUGUGUGCAACGACGAAUCAAGAGCGUGGCGAGGAGGAGCGCACGUGCGAGCGGCUCAUAGCGGCGGCGCGGCGCCGGGAUCAGGCGUCCGCCGCGCGCCUGCUCGACAAGCUGCAGCACGCCGCCGCCGCGCGCGCCGGAGUGAGCGAAGGCGAGUCCAUCGACGGCGGGUUCUGGAAGCUGGACUCGUGGGAGGACGACGCGCGGCGCCGGCGCCGGCUGGUGCCCGACGCGCGCGGCCGCCGCCACGCCGCGCGCUCGCACCACGCGCCCGCGCCGCCGCCCACCGACGCCAUACUGCAGGCUACCGAGGAGCUGCACGCGCGCAUCGCGCAGGCGGCGGGCGGCGCGUCGCUGCCGGCGCCGCCCGCCGCCGAGCUGCUGGACGACGCCGAGCUGCUGCUGGACGAGCGGGACGCGGAGCAGGACCUUACUGGGCCGGUGAACAUCAGCACGCGCGCGCGGCUGGUGGCGCCGGGGCUGGUGGCGCCGGGCACGCUGUCGCUCACCGCCACCGAGCUGUACUUCGAGGUGGACGAGGACGACGCCGAGUACAAGAAGAUCGACCCCGAGGUGUUGAAGUACUGCGAGCACCUGCACGGGAAAUGGUACUUCAGCGAGAUCCGCGCGAUCUUCUCGCGCCGCUACCUGCUGCAGAGCAUCGCCAUCGAGAUGUUCCUCGCCAGCAGAACGUCCAUCCUGUUCGCGUUCCCCGACCAGACGACGGUGAAGAAGGUGAUCAAGGCGUUGCCGCGCGUCGGCGUCGGCAUCAAGUACGGCAUCCCGCAGACCAGACGCGCCUCCAUGAUGUCACCGCGCCAGCUGAUGAGGAACUCCAACAUGACGCAGAAGUGGCAGCGCCGGGAGAUCUCCAACUUCGAGUACCUCAUGUUCCUGAACACUAUCGCCGGCCGCACAUACAACGACCUGAACCAGUACCCCGUGUUUCCGUGGGUGCUCACCAACUACGAGAGUGAGGAGCUGGACCUCAGCCAGCCCUCCAACUACCGGGACCUGUCGAAGCCGAUCGGAGCGCUGAACCCGAGCCGGCGCGCGUACUUCGAGGAGCGCUACAACACGUGGGAGCACGAGUCCACGCCGCCCUUCCACUACGGCACACACUACUCCACCGCCGCCUUCGUGCUCAACUGGCUCAUACGCAUCGAGCCAAUGACGACGAUGUUCCUGGCACUGCACGGUGGCAAGUUUGAUCAUCCCAACAGAUUGUUUUCCUCCAUCGCGCUCUCGUGGAAGAACUGUCAGAGAGACACUUCCGAUGUUAAGGAGUUGAUACCAGAACUGUUCUUCCUGCCCGAGAUGUUGGUGAACAGUUCAGGCUACAAGCUGGGCAUCCCGGACUCUCCGUCGGGCGACGUGGUGCUGCCGCCCUGGGCCUCCUCCGCCGAGGAGUUCGUGCGCAUCAACCGCAUGGCGCUGGAGUCCGAGUUCGUCAGCUGCCAACUGCACCAGUGGAUCGAUUUGAUCUUUGGCUACAAACAGAGAGGUCCUGAAGCAGUUCGCGCGACGAACGUGUUCUACUACCUGACAUACGAGGGCGGGGUCCGCUUGGACCAGAUCACGGACCCCAUCACGCGAGCGGCGGUGGAGGACCAGAUCAGAAGCUUCGGCCAGACGCCCGCGCAGCUGCUGAGCGAGCCGCACCCGCCGCGCGCCUCCACCAUGCACCUGGCGCCGCUCAUGUUCGCCGCGGCGCCCGACGACGUGUGCCUGCGGCUGAAGCUGCCGUCCAACGCGGCGGUGGUGCACGUGUCCGCCAACACCUACCCGCAGCUGGCCAUGCCCGCCGCUGUCACCGUGAGUGCGGCGCGCGCGUUCGCGGCGCACCGCUGGGUGGGCGGCGGCUGCGCGCACUCGGCGCCCGCGCGCCACGCCGACCACCCGCCGCCGCACCACCCGUUGCUCAUGGACCCCGUGUGGGCGGCGGGCGGCGCGCAGGCGCUGUCGCGGCGGCAGCUGGGCGACAACUUCUCGCAGCGCGUGCGCGCGCGCAGCAACUGCUUCGUCACCACCGUCGACUCGCGCUUCCUCAUCGCCGCCGGCUUCUGGGACAACAGCUUCCGAGUGUUCUCCACCGAGACUGCAAAAAUAGUACAAAUAAUAUUCGGCCACUACGGCGUGGUGACGUGCGUGUCGCGCUCCGAGUGCAACAUCACGUCCGACUGCUACAUCGCGUCCGGCUCCGAGGACUGCACCGUGCUGCUGUGGCACUGGUCAGCUCGUCACGGCGGCAUAGUGGGCGAGGGCGAGACGCCGGCGCCGCGCGUCACGCUGACGGGACACGACGCGCCCCUCAACGGCGUGCUCGUCUCCGCUGAACUCGGACUAGUCAUUUCCUCGUCUGUCAACGGCCCAGUGCUGAUCCACACGACGUUCGGCGAGCUGCUGCGCUCGCUGGUGGCGGCGGAGGGCGUGACGAGCCCGCAGCAGCUGGCGCUGUCGCGCGAGGGCGUGGUCGUGGUGGCCUACGCCAAGGGGCACCUGGCCGCCUUCACGCUCAACGGCCGGAGGCUGAGGCAUGAGACGCACAACGAUAACUUCCAGUGCCUGGUGCUGUCUCGCUGCGGCGAAUACCUGGUGUGCGGCGGCGACGCGGGCGUGGUGGAGGUGUGGCGCGCCUUCACGCUGGCGCCGCUCUACGCCUUUCCGCCCGCAGGCGCGCCCGUCACCAGUCUGGCGCUGUCGCACGACCAGCGAUUCCUGCUGGCGGGUCUGGAGAACGGCUCCCUCGUUGUGUUCCACAUAGACUUCAACAGGUGGCACCACGAGUACCAACAACGUUACUGAGGCUUUCGCUACAUUAGCUUUAGCGUAUAGACGGGACAACUUAUGUAACACAAACGAAUUUAGUAUGUAUUCCAUAGGCAGUAAGGUUUAUAAUCGAGAGUCCGGUGACGCACACGUUUAUUAUCUAUUACCGUCAUAAUCUGUUCUCUGUAACGUCUUAUUCUUCUGCUAUUUAUCUCUUCUCUUAGACACAGUAAAUGUCAGAAAUGAUACCUCUUUUGGCUAGCUAAACUGUGUGAAGUUAAAGUGAAGAAAAAAAAAACUCUUAUGCCAUUCAUUGUUAUGUUAUGUGUGCACUGUAUCAUCAUUGAAUUUGUUAUUAUUUACAUUAUAACUUGUUAUUCUGCGUUUGUAGCACUGAAUACUUUAACCAAUUGCCCAAAACAUUUGUCAAAACAAAACAAUUUAAAAACCGAACUAUUGCUCAUGGCAUACAAACUAAAAUCGUUUGUAUGACUUUUGUAAACCUUAAAAUGAUAUUGUUGUCUAUGGUAGGCUAUAUUGGCGCGAACUUUUUUAAAUGUCAAAAUAAUUUGAUCAUUCUUAUUGUUUCGAAAUGAUAUUUUAAUAAAAAAAAAGAAGGGAUUUAAAAGAUUUCGUGCCAUAAUUUUAGGGUUCAGAAUAAUUGCUAAAGAGUUUGUUUAUUAAGCUGUAGUUUGCAUAAAUAAGUGGAAUGUCAUAUUAUAUAUUACAUAAUGUUAUAUGUAAUCUAUAUUUAUGUGUUUCUUCGCUAUUGAUACGACGAUGCUAUAUUUAAAAAUAUUCUGUUAAGUAAAUCAUUUUUUAACUAAAUGUCUCAAUAGUCGCUUCAUAUUUUUAUUAGCUUACAUUUAUACGAAACGAAAGAACACACGAAAUAAAAGUAUUGUUAUUUUUAUCAAUAGCGAAGAAAUUGAGAAUAAUAAUAAUUAUUAUUAUUAAUAGUGUAAUAAUUUAUAGAAUUAAAUAAAUGUUGAGAAUGUAUAGCAUUCAUUUCAAUUAAAAUGUAUUGAUGUAAGAGUCAGCUAUACGCUGUUGGUAUGUAGAUAAUAAAGUUAUUAAUUAUUAUUAUAUUUAUACCUAAGUUAAAUUUUAUAUUUUGACAUUCCAAUUUCAUAUUUAUAAAAUGUUUCUUUUAUUUGUAUAAAUUGUAUUUUAUAUUGCGUGACUUAAUUUUUUCCAUGUUAUAUUUUAGUGCCAUAGAUAAUAUUGUUUUUUUUUUCUAUAUUAGAUCUCGUCUUGGCGUCCAUUAUUACAAUAUGAGUGUACUUAAUGUAGUGCAAUAUUAUUUUUAUUAUUUUUUAAUAUUAUGAUGAUUUGCAAAUCGGCAUAUAUUUUAUGUGAUUUUUGUCAGUUUUGGAAACAUUCCAAUAGUUUUAAUGAAUUCCAAUUCAUUGGUGAAGGGUAGCUUUAGUAUGUACUUAAUGAAAUUGAUUUAUAUUGUUAUAUUAUUAUUUUUUUGGUUUUAAUUAAAAGGUCAUAUUGACUUA
This is a messenger RNA of Bicyclus anynana (squinting bush brown), 10965 nucleotides long. RefSeq names its product neurobeachin (gene rg). NCBI's taxonomy places the organism in Eukaryota, Metazoa, Arthropoda, Insecta, Lepidoptera, Nymphalidae. The transcript has 53 exons. Gene Ontology annotation, biological process: intracellular protein localization. The coding region runs from base 140 to 9496 and encodes 3118 amino acids. Gene Ontology annotation, molecular function: protein kinase binding. Gene Ontology annotation, cellular component: cytosol; membrane. The record is from RefSeq and is a predicted model, not a curated record.